Messenger RNA from Puma concolor (puma), 2804 nucleotides. Lineage: Eukaryota; Metazoa; Chordata; Mammalia; Carnivora; Felidae. The record is from RefSeq and is a predicted model, not a curated record.
AUGGCGGAAGGUGGAGGCUGCCGUGAGCGACCGGAUGCGGAGACCCAGAAAUCGGAGCUCGGGGCCUUGAUGAGGACCACGCUCCAACGAGGGGCGCAGUGCUGUUUUCUUUUUUCAGAUCCGGAGAGUCAGACCUUGAAAGAACAUUUAAUUGAUGAAUUGGAUUAUGUAUUGGUCCCAACCGAGGCCUGGAAUAAAUUACUCAACUGGUAUGGCUGUGUAGAAGGCCAGCAGCCCAUUGUCAGAAAAGUUGUGGAGCAUGGCCUGUUUGUCAAACACUGCAAAGUGGAGGUAUAUUUGCUGGAACUGAAGCUCUGUGAGAACAGUGACCCCACCAAUGUGCUGAGUUGCCAUUUCAGCAAGGCAGACACCAUUGCAACCAUCGAGAAGGAGAUGCGGAAGCUGUUCAACAUCCCUGCUGAGCGUGAAACACGGCUGUGGAACAAAUACAUGAGCAACACUUAUGAGCAGCUGAGCAAGCUAGACAACACUGUCCAGGAUGCGGGGCUGUACCAGGGUCAGGUGCUAGUAAUUGAGCCCCAAAAUGAAGAUGGCACAUGGCCGAGGCAGACCUUGCAGUCAAAUGGAUCUGCCUUCUCUGCUUCGUAUAAUUGUCAGGAGUCCCCAUCGUCUCACAUACAGCCUGGGCUCUGCGGACUUGGAAACCUGGGGAACACUUGCUUCAUGAACUCUGCUUUACAGUGCUUGAGCAACACCGCACCACUGACUGACUACUUUCUCAAAGAUGAGUAUGAGGCUGAGAUCAACAGAGACAAUCCUCUGGGAAUGAAAGGGGAAAUUGCAGAAGCCUAUGCAGAGCUCAUUAAACAGAUGUGGUCUGGAAGGGAUGCUCACGUGGCACCUCGCAUGUUCAAAACCCAAGUGGGACGUUUCGCCCCUCAGUUUUCUGGCUACCAGCAACAAGACUCUCAGGAGUUGUUAGCCUUUCUUCUAGAUGGAUUGCAUGAAGAUCUGAACCGUGUAAAGAAGAAGCCCUACCUGGAGCUGAAGGAUGCCAAUGGGCGGCCAGAUGCGGUGGUGGCAAAGGAAGCCUGGGAGAAUCACAGGUUGAGGAAUGACUCUGUGAUUGUGGACACAUUCCAUGGCCUCUUCAAAUCUACUUUGGUUUGCCCAGAAUGUGCUAAGGUUUCUGUGACCUUUGACCCAUUUUGCUAUCUAACUCUCCCACUGCCCCUGAAGAAAGAUAGAGUUAUGGAGGUCUUCCUGGUUCCUGCUGACCCUUGCUGCAGACCUACUCAGUACCGCGUGGUUGUGCCGCUGAUGGGGGCUGUGUCUGACCUGUGCGAGGCUCUCUCCAGGCUGUCUGGCAUUGCUGCAGAAAACAUGGUGGUCACAGAUGUAUAUAAUCACCGGUUCCACAAAAUUUUCCAAAUGGAUGAAGGUUUAAACCACAUCAUGCCUCGGGAUGACAUUUUUGUGUACGAGGUCUGCAGCACCUCCGCUGAUGGCUCUGAGUGUGUCACACUUCCAGUCUACUUCAGGGAAAGGAAGUCCAGGCCGUCAAGCACUUCUUCCGGGGCAGUGCUGUAUGGACAGCCACUGCUGGUUUCUGUUCCCAAGCACAAGCUAACCCUUGAGUCUUUGUACCAGGCUGUUUGUGAGCGUAUCAGCCGCUAUAUAAAACAGCCUUUGCCUGAUGAGUCUGGCAGCUCGCCCUUGGAGCCGGGGGCCUGCAAUGGCUCCAGGGGCAGCUGUGAAGGAGAAGAUGAAGAAGAAAUGGAGCAUCAGGACGAAGGCAGAGAGCAACUUUCAGACACAGAAGGCAGUGGGGAGGACGAGCUGGGAAAUGACUGUGGGGAGACCACCCAAAAGAAGGUCAAAGGCCAGUCCUGCCCGAAAAGGCUUUUUACCUUCAGCCUCGUGAACUCCUACGGAACAGCUGAUAUAAAUUCCCUUGCAACUGAUGGAAAACUACUUAAACUCAAUUCUCGAUCCACACUGGCCAUCGAUUGGGACAGUGAGACCCGGAGCCUUUAUUAUGAUGAGCAAGAAUCUGAGGCCUAUGAGAAGCACGUGAGCAUGUUGCAGCCUCAGAAGAAGAAGAAGACCGCGGUGGCGCUGAGAGACUGCAUCGAGCUCUUCACCACCAUGGAGACCCUUGGGGAGCAUGACCCCUGGUACUGUCCCAACUGUAAGAAGCAUCAACAGGCCACAAAGAAAUUUGACCUGUGGUCCUUGCCGAAGAUCUUGGUGGUCCACCUCAAACGUUUCUCCUACAAUAGAUACUGGAGGGAUAAGCUCGACACCGUUGUGGAAUUCCCCGUCAGAGCUCUGAACAUGUCCGAGUUUGUGUGUGACCUGUCAGCAAGGCCUUAUGUGUACGACCUCAUUGCCGUGUCUAAUCAUUAUGGAGCCAUGGGGGUUGGCCACUACACCGCAUACGCGAAGAACAAACUGAAUGGGAAAUGGUAUUAUUUUGAUGAUAGCAAUGUGUCCCUGGCCUCCGAGGAUCAAAUAGUGACAAAAGCAGCUUACGUGCUAUUUUACCAACGUCGAGAUGAUGAAUUUUAUAAGACACCUUCACUCAUCAGUUUUUCUGGAUCCUCUGAGGGAGGGACAAGCCCAAGCAGCUCACAGCAGGGCAUGGGGGACGAUGAGGCUUGCAGCAUGGACACCAACUGAUGCUGUCUCCGUGACUCUGCCACCCCACAGCACCAGUGUAAUCCCCCAGGAGAACAGCUUUGACACUCUGGAGACUUCUAGUCUAAAAACCAGAUGAGGAAAUUCCCUUUUAUGAGCAGAAGAAAAAAAAAAAAAAAAGAAAAGACCCUGUUUGCUCAGAA